Oryza sativa Japonica Group (Japanese rice) is the source of this 1262-nucleotide messenger RNA. RefSeq lists its product as uncharacterized. Gene Ontology annotation, cellular component: intracellular membrane-bounded organelle. Gene Ontology annotation, molecular function: thiolester hydrolase activity. The record is from RefSeq and is a predicted model, not a curated record. Lineage: Eukaryota; Viridiplantae; Streptophyta; Magnoliopsida; Poales; Poaceae.
UUCCCAUUUUCUUUCAUUUGGGUUGGAGAAGUUGGGGGUUGGGGGGUUGGGCGAGGAGGAGGAAGAGGAGUACAAGAAAGAAAGAAAGAUUAGUAGUAGAUGGCCGCUUAUUCCCUCGUCUUCGUCUUCGUCGGCGUCGCCGUCUUCGUCCUCGCGCCACCAGCCUCCGCCGUGCCCUUCAUCGUCCUGCACGGGAUCGGAGACCAGUGCGCCAACCAUGGUGUCGCCAAGUUCACCCGCCUUCUCGCCGACUGGUCCGCCUCCCAUGGCUACUGCCUUGAAAUCGGAAGUGGAACAUGGGACUCUUGGUUAAUGCCUCUUCAGAAACAGGCUGAUAUUGUUUGCAGUAAGGUAAAAGAAAUGAAGGAACUCUCCAAUGGUUACAAUAUAGUUGGUCUUUCACAGGGGAACCUGAUUGGUCGAGCAGUUGUUGAGUUUUGUGAUGAUGGGCCACCGGUCAAGAAUUUCAUUUCACUCGGUGGCCCUCAUGCUGGUACUGCUUCAGUGCCACUUUGUGGUUCUGGUAUUUUUUGCAUUCUUGCUGAUUCCCUGAUUAAAAUGGAGAUCUACUCAGACUAUGUCCAGGCACAUCUUGCACCUAGUGGUUACAUGAAAAUCCCAACUGAUAUUUCAGAUUAUUUAAAGGGUUGUAGAUUUCUUCCAAAGCUUAACAAUGAGUUACCAGGUGAAAGAAAUGCCACCUACAAGGAAAGGUUUAGCAGCUUAGAGAAUUUGGUAUUAAUCAUGUUUCAGGAUGACGCUGUCUUGAUACCUCGGGAAACAGCAUGGUUUGGUUACUAUCCAGAUGGAGGUUUCGAUCCUGUCCUGCCCCCUCAGAAGACAAAGCUGUACAUGGAGGACUGGAUUGGUCUCAAGACGCUGGAUGAUGAGGGGAGAGUGAAAUUCGUGUCCGUGCCAGGGGGGCACCUGGGUAUUUCCAAGACUGACAUGAUGAAGUACAUCGUGCCCUACUUGAAGGGAAAGGACAAUGGAAAGGCUUGGAUUGCUGCGACUUGGCGUGCCAUCACCAACACCAUCGGUGGGGAAGCGUUUGUGCUCAACUAGCUACUAGUACUAGUAUCAUGUUGCAGCCUCUUUCUUGGCUCUGAUGAUGAUUGUAAAAAGAUACAGGUGUACAGUGCAGGAUACGCGUUUCAUUCCCUGUGCAAGUAUAUGUAUUCCUCAUCAUGUAUACAUUCACCAAACUAGGAGUUCAAGUAACAAGUACUCCUAUAUAUGAAGACAAAAUUGAGCUGAUCUUA